This is a messenger RNA of Acanthoscelides obtectus, 345 nucleotides long. The record is from the annotation of a GenBank genome assembly. Lineage: Eukaryota; Metazoa; Arthropoda; Insecta; Coleoptera; Chrysomelidae.
AUGGCAGGUGCGGAUCUAGAGAUGGCAAUGAAGAGACCUACAAUGGACAGAAUGUUGGCUUCGACGUCACAAAGAAAUGAUGAUGGUUUGCGGGCGUCUUACAAUAUCUCGUUACUUAUAGCAAAAUCCGGAAAACCGCAUAUUAUCGGAGAGAAGUUAAUUUUUCCAGCCGUUGAAGAGGUUUUAAAAAGGGUUUUACACAAACCUGCACCUGAUAUCAUUAAAAGAAUUCCCUUAAGCAACAAUACUGUUGAAAGACGUAUUGAUGAAAUGAGUUCUGAUAUUGAAAGCUUCUUAUGUAAUUAUUUGCAAACGACCCAUUUCUCUAUACAACUGGACGAGUGA